This is a messenger RNA of Dalotia coriaria, 1684 nucleotides long. RefSeq names its product JNK-interacting protein 1-like. Lineage: Eukaryota; Metazoa; Arthropoda; Insecta; Coleoptera; Staphylinidae. The transcript is spliced from 5 exons. Bases 58 to 1266 code for a protein of 402 amino acids. The record is from RefSeq and is a predicted model, not a curated record. Gene Ontology annotation, cellular component: cytoplasm. Gene Ontology annotation, molecular function: JUN kinase binding; MAP kinase scaffold activity. Gene Ontology annotation, biological process: regulation of JNK cascade; JNK cascade.
GCGCGCUGUAAUCAAUACUAGCUUUUAAGGCACACGCACGCGAAAAACAACAUAAACAUGGCAGAUAGCGAGUUCGAAGAAUUCGGACAUAGUUUUGAGAGGACACUACACACGACCAGCAAACAGGCGGCUCCAUUUUACUCAUUAGUGCACGAUGUCUUGGUGGACGAGGAGUCGCCGACGUCUUCCAAGAGCGACCCGGAAACAGACUGUGAUACGCAAGGAGUCAGCAGGCAGCAGGAGAAUGCGCAAGGGCCACGGGCUGCUGUGCCCUGGACCGGGCCAGGCGAGCGACGGAGAAGAAAACUACCCGAGAUUCCCAAAAACAAAAAACCUGCGGUUGUGUCUCUUAUAAACGCACACCAGUUAUCCCGUGAGUUAUCGCUUGCUGAUGAAUUGGGUGGUUGUGGGUCAGGCAGCAGUGGUCCCAGUUCCUUGCUUGUAUUGAAAUGUCACCUGUGGGACAGCGACUCGCCGGAUUCAGAUCGUCUACUGACAGACGCCGACAGUGGGCACAGCACAGCACACUCGCCCACAGAUGGUCCAAAAUCUAUGUCCCCAUUACUGGGGAUGUCUCCGGGUACAGGCGGCGGUGUGCCCUACAGCGAUGUAGACAUGUUAGAAGCGACGCAUCGUGGUUUGCACAAGUUUAUUCCGCGGCACGAAGAUGAAAUCGAUGUGGAGAUUGGCGAUCCGAUUUAUGUUCAAAAAGAAGCUGAUGAUUUAUGGUGUGAGGGUGUUAAUCUACGCACUGGUAGAAUGGGUAUAUUUCCAUCUGCGUAUGCUGUCGACAGUGACUACAGCGAUUGGGACUCGUCCUGCGAACAUGGCAGACGCGAGCGUUAUUUGUUGGGGUAUUUAGGUUCGGUGGAGACACUUGCUCACAAGGGGACGUCGGUGGUGUGUCAGGCCGUGCGGCGUGUGGUUGGUAAUAGUGGUACUGAACCGGAACCGCAGCCAUGUAUCUUGGAAGUGUCCGAUCAAGGUUUACGCAUGGUAGAUAGACGAAAAAGAAAUUCUGAUAAUCCAUGUAUAGACUACUUCUACUCGCUCAAGAACGUCUCGUUCUGCGCAUUUCAUCCUCGCGAUCACCGCUAUCUUGGUUUCAUCACCAAACAUCCUACACUUCAAAGAUUCGCUUGCCACGUGUUUAGGGGCACGGAUUCGACGCGACCAGUUGCUGAAGGAGUUGGGCGUGCCUUCCAAAGGUUCUAUCAAAAGUUUAUAGAGACUGCUUACCCGAUCGAAGAUAUCUAUAUAGAGUAGAAUCAGAGUACAUAGUGCAAUAAUAAGAGAUAAAGAUUAAAAAAUAAUUUUACUUACAUGAUUACAGAAUGCGCGAAGCAAGAGAAAAUUGGAAUAAACUAACAGGAGAGCGUAAUUAUAAGAUUACCAAAAACAAGAAAACAUUCAAAUGUAUAAUGUAACAUAUUUAAGCAUGAUGCUGCUCUAUUUACAGCGCCGUGACAAUGGCGACCUGCGUCUUCCGACUCGGUAUAUAAACUAUAAAAUGCAUAUAAUUUAACACGUUCUCCACAUAUCUUUUAUUACCUGCGCAGCGCAGAGACACGCGAUCAGAAUCAGCUAGUCAAGGUGAAAGAGGCGAGAGGAGGAGGCAGCAGGUUGCCAUUGGCGAUUCGUGCGAGCAAAAAUACAAUGUUAAAAUAAAGUAAUAUUUGUCUGA